AUGGAGGACGUGUACGGAGGAGGAGCAUCUGCUUCCUUAGCCCAACAGCAAGACUACUUUCCCAUUGACGACCUUCUCGACCUGUCAAACGACGACCUUUUCUCUUCCUCCACUUCCUCCACCGACUCCAUUGACCUCCACCCUCCACCGCCACCUCCGCACCCCCACGUCAGCUCCACCCCCUUCAACCCCACCGCUGCCACCGACUUCACCAACGACCUCUGUGUACCCAGUGAUGACGUGGCGGAAUUGGAGUGGUUGUCGCGCUUCGUGGACGACUCCUUCACCGACUUCCCCACCACCAACGUCUUCGGCUCCGCGUCCUUCCCAAACGACACGUCUUCCUUGUUUCCGAGCCGGGUUCGCACCAAUCGCACAAAAUGGGGCGGCCCACCCGAGCCCAGCGACUCACGGGCGAAGCCCAAGAGAGAGCCAUCGGAAGCUUCUCCGUCGCCCUCCAAGCCGCGCCGGUGCGCGCACUGCGCCUCGGAGAAGACGCCGCAGUGGCGGGCAGGUCCAAUGGGCCCCAAGACGCUGUGCAACGCGUGUGGUGUCCGAUUCAAGUCGGGUCGGCUCGUGCCCGAGUACCGACCCGCGGCAAGCCCAACGUUCGUGCUGACUCAGCACUCCAACUCGCACCGGAAGGUUCUGGAGCUCCGUCGCCAGAAAGAGGCUUCAGAGCAGCAGCAACCCGAAGGGCAACAGCAGCAGAAGCAGCAAUUCUAUCUUCACCGGGAUGAGUAUCAAGUGUGCUGA
Messenger RNA from Prunus armeniaca (apricot), 756 nucleotides. NCBI's taxonomy places the organism in Eukaryota, Viridiplantae, Streptophyta, Magnoliopsida, Rosales, Rosaceae. The record is from the annotation of a GenBank genome assembly.